UAACCAGUAAAGCUGCAGGAACUGUGGUCACUUCUAGAGCACCUGAGGUCACCACUGCAACAACAUUUGAUUUUUGUGUGAAUGGUCUGAACAACUGUGAUGUUAAUGCCACAUGUGAGAGUAUUCCUGGUUCAUUUAAAUGCCAAUGUAAAGCUGGAUUUAUGGGCGAUGGUAUUCAGUGUCAAGACAUGGAUGAGUGUUAUGAAGGCAACAAUAACUGUGAUACAAAUUCAUUAUGUCAAAACACUGCUGGUUCAUAUCGCUGUCAUUGUCAAUCUGGUUAUUCUGGUGAUGGGGUGACUUGUUUAGAUAUCAAUGAGUGCGCUGAUAAAAGUCCCUGUAGCCGAAAUGCUAUAUGCAUCAAUUCUGUUGGAUCCUAUUUUUGCAGUUGUAAUGAAGGAUUUKUAGGGAAUGGAACACAGUGUGAUGAUUUUAACGAAUGUUCAGGCAACAUCAAUGAUUGUCAUGAAGAUGCCAAAUGUAUCAAUACCAUUGGUUCUUAUAAAUGUCAAUGCAUUUCUGGUUACGUUGGGGAUGGGUAUAAAAACUGUAAAAUCUCAGCUGUUGGGAAGUGUAAACCAGAAUGCAGUGAAAAUGCGAACUGUAUCAAAGAAGAAAUGGAUAGUACUCCUGAUUGUGUUUGUAAGAAGGGAUAUGAUGGAGAUGGCCUGACAUGUGAUGAUAUAAAUGAGUGCACAGAAGGAAAGACCCAAUGUUCUCUACAUGCUAAAUGUAUCAACAGUGAUGGAUCUUAUACAUGUCGCUGCAAUGAUGGAUACACUGGAGAUGGAUUUCAAUGCCAAGAACAGAAAAGUACAGCAGUGCCUGUACAUACAACAGAAGUGACUACAACAACACCUACUGCUGCAUACACAGGAUCCAUUCUAGUAACAACAACCAAGCCCUUAGAUUUAUGUGCCAAUGGGAGUCACGAUUGCCAUCCUAAUGCAUAUUGCGUGACAACCCCUGGUUCUUAUAGUUGUAGAUGUAAAAAAGGAUUUACUGGCAAUGGUAAAGAAUGUGAAGAUCGAAAUGAAUGCUCUGAUGGAUCCUCAAAAUGUGAUGAGAAUGCGCUAUGUUUAAACACUCUCUCAUCUUAUCGGUGCAAUUGUGACAUUGGAUUUACUGGUGACGGAUUCAUUUGUGAAGAUGUCAAUGAGUGUGAAAAAUAUCCAUGUAGUCCUAAUGCUCGUUGUGAAAACAGUCGUGGAUCAUAUGAUUGUAAAUGUAAUCAAGGAUUCGUAGGCAAUGGAACACAAUGUGAUGGUAAUGUCAGUUACAUGAUUAUAUCCCUUCCAGCUAUAGGACAGUGUGUACAGGAAUGUGGCCAAAAUGCUGAUUGUGUCAUAGAAGAAGACAGAAGUCAGUGUAUUUGCAGGAAAGGGUUCACUGGAGAUGGUUUCAAAUGCACAGAUGUGAAUGAAUGUGAUAACGAAGACAGCUGCAAUAGUAAUGCUGUUUGCACAAACACAGUAGGUUCUUUUGUAUGCCGUUGCUCUAAGGGCUAUGUCAAAGACGGAACAUCAUGCAUAGAUCGCGAUGAGUGUGCAGAUGGUAGUCAUACUUGUAGUAGCAACUCCAUAUGUACAAACACCAGAGGGUCAUACGUUUGCCGAUGCAAGAAGGGAUAUACAGGAGAUGGGCAAUCUUGCACAGAUAUGGACGAAUGCAGUCUAAAUACUCAUGGCUGCAGUGAAAAAGCMGUUUGCACUAAUACUCAAGGCUCUUAUGCUUGYCGAUGCAUGAAAGGAUUCAGUGGAAAUGGGGCUGUUUGCUCAGAUAUAGAUGAAUGCAUCCUUGAAGAUCACAAUUGUGACAUCAAUGCAAAGUGUGUGAAUAACAUCGGGUCCUAUACCUGUGAGUGCAACACUGGAUAUGAGGGAGAUGGGAGAAAUUGUUCAGGUAACUUAUGUAUCCAUCAUUUUUACUAA
Exaiptasia diaphana is the source of this 1931-nucleotide messenger RNA. Its product is annotated as fibrillin-1. Lineage: Eukaryota; Metazoa; Cnidaria; Anthozoa; Actiniaria; Aiptasiidae. The annotation marks the transcript as partial. Gene Ontology annotation, molecular function: calcium ion binding. The record is from RefSeq and is a predicted model, not a curated record. The transcript has 14 exons.